This is a messenger RNA of Aspergillus mulundensis, 1941 nucleotides long. RefSeq names its product Zn(II)2Cys6 transcription factor. The transcript is spliced from 4 exons. Gene Ontology annotation, cellular component: nucleus. NCBI's taxonomy places the organism in Eukaryota, Fungi, Ascomycota, Eurotiomycetes, Eurotiales, Aspergillaceae. The record is from RefSeq and is a predicted model, not a curated record. The coding region runs from base 1 to 1941 and encodes 646 amino acids. Gene Ontology annotation, molecular function: RNA polymerase II cis-regulatory region sequence-specific DNA binding; DNA-binding transcription factor activity, RNA polymerase II-specific; zinc ion binding. Gene Ontology annotation, biological process: positive regulation of transcription from RNA polymerase II promoter by galactose.
AUGGCUGACGCAGAGUCUGAGACUACGCCUAAGUGGCGUCUACCAAAGGCUUGCGAGGAGUGUCGCACUCGUAAGAUCAAAUGCUCAGGCGAGAACCCAUGCAAGACUUGCCGCAUGAGGCGGACGCCCUGCCUAUACCGGGAGGUCGUGCGACAGCGGAAGAAGAAGCAUGAGAGCAUUCGAGGCAGCAAUCGCACCGAGGAGAGACUGGAAGAUGGACUCUCUGCCUCUCGCCCCGAGUCAGGCCAGCCGGGACUCCACCGCGAGGAGCCGCCUCUCAGCUUCAACAAUAGCGUCUCGGCCACCCAUAUGACGUCCUCGUCCAACAAGGUCCAGCUUUAUUACGGCUCUACGUCUCACUUUAGUCUCAUGCACGAGAUCUACCGGGAUUUGACGUCCCACCCCGCCGGGCACCCGGAGCAGGGACCCCACGGCCGCGUGGAGGAAGCCGGGGCUGGCUUGGACAUGCUUAGCUUUCGCACCAUCUUCUUUGGCAUCCCCGCAGAUCCCCAUAAGGAUCCGUCUCGGGGAUCAAGUGGGGUGGACCCUCAUGUCAUGUUCCUGUCAUACGAGCUCGCCAGCUUGUUCUUGGACGCGUUUUUGUCCACCCUCUAUGGCCUACUGCCCGUCUGGCCGACGGAAGUUUUCCGCCAGCGGUUGAAGCAGCUAUACGGGCCUCGUGCUGCGUCGAAUACCGAAACAUAUCAUUCUGUUUUUAUGAUGGCGCUGGCGCUGGGGGCGCUGGUAUCAGAGCAUCAUGCCUGGGGAGACAUUCUGUACGAACGAGUCAAGGCGUCCUGCAAUGUUCUCGAUGAUACUGUCAACCUUCAAACGGUGCAGCUGUUUAUGUUCAUGAUAAGUUUCCUGUCUUGUUCGCUGCGACUCGCACUGACUUCCGCACGCCCACUUUCAGAACGAGGUGGGGAGGCCAAACUCGUGCUAUCUUCAUUUGGGCGCUGCUGCGCGAAAGGCAAUCUCCGCUGCUGGAUAUGCUUUCAUCUCGGACGCCCCAGCUCGCUUUCACGGAGAGAUGUCGGAAUUCCUACACCUCAAGACCCGUUCUGCCUGGCCUUGCUGAAUCUUUCUGAGGCCAUGGUCCGAUCCGCCGAUGAGCUGUAUGGCCGACACCACGAGUCCCUGUUGCAAAUGUGGAGGAUUGCAAAGUCAAUCUGGGAUGAUGUGCGGCCGUUCGACUCCAAGAUGAAACGUGCGUUAGGCUUUGGGCUUGACAAGCGGCCCCAGCCUGGCGGCGUCGGAGUGCAGCAGACCAUGUGCAUUACCUUGUACUAUCACACCAUUCUCCUGACAUUCCGUCCAUUCCUCAUUUUCAGAGGUCGGUGGAAUCAGGGUAGGACACAGGCCCCAGAAGAGGCCAAGACGAAACGCGAGAUUCCGGACUGGCUCAACCAGGCUUGCGGUUCAUGCUUCGCGCUCAUAUUCGACCUCAUCCACGGCCAAGAUCUGGCCGCGUCCCAUCUCCCUUGGAUCUACGCAACAUUAAAAGCUUUGAAAAGCAUGUACCCGGCAGAUGCAGUCGACGCGUCAAUCAGAGCGAUCCAAACAAUCCUCAAACAGCUAGACCCCUCGUACGAAUGGGGUCCGCCGACGCAGACAGAACCUCGGAAUCCGCCCUACGCAUUCAAUCAGAAUCAUGCACCAAGCACCAUACCCCGGCCAUACGGAGCGCCGCCGAUGCAGCACCAUCAUUCGCCAUCUACGCUCACGACUCCUCUUCCCCAACCCGACCCAUUGCUAUACGACUUCCAAGGUAACUCGCUCGACCAGGGUAUGCAUAUGCCCUCUACGACUGGGAGUACGGGGACUGGCGAGGACCUGCUGGAUUUUACAUUGUCGGAUAUGGGCUGGGAUUUUGACUUUUCGACCAUGGACCUUGAGACGUUUUGUUCGCUGAAUUCUGUGUUUGAUGUGCCUAUGGCUUGA